GCGGCCUCUUUGUGUGGUGUCCUGAUAGGGGAGCGGAGGUGGCGGCCGCGGCGGCCCUGGUGGGGUUCCAGCGUCCUCGGCUCGCCCUCGGGCCGGCAGCGCGCCCCUUCCCUCCCCCUCCCGCCCCUUCCCCGCCGGCGGCGGCGGCGGCCGGGCCCGGGCUCGGACGAGGCCUCGGCGACCGCUAAACGGCGACAGCGACGCCGCGGAGCGCGCAGGGCGGGGGCAGGGCCCGGGCGGCCGACAACAUGGAGAACUCGCAGCUCUGCAAGCUGUUCAUCGGCGGCCUCAACGUGCAGACGAGUGAGUCGGGGCUGCGCGGCCACUUCGAGGCCUUCGGGACGCUGACGGACUGCGUGGUGGUGGUGAACCCCCAGACCAAGCGCUCCCGCUGCUUCGGCUUCGUGACCUACUCGAACGUGGAGGAGGCGGACGCCGCCAUGGCCGCGUCGCCGCACGCGGUGGACGGCAACACGGUGGAGCUGAAGCGCGCCGUGUCGCGGGAGGAUUCGGCGCGGCCCGGCGCGCACGCCAAGGUGAAGAAGCUGUUCGUGGGCGGCCUCAAGGGCGACGUGGCGGAGGGCGACCUGAUCGAGCACUUCUCGCAGUUCGGCGCGGUGGAGAAGGCGGAGAUCAUCGCCGACAAGCAGUCGGGCAAGAAGCGCGGCUUCGGCUUCGUCUACUUCCAGAGCCAUGACGCGGCCGACAAGGCGGCGGUGGUCAAGUUCCACCCGAUCCAGGGCCACCGCGUGGAGGUGAAGAAGGCGGUGCCCAAGGAGGAUAUCCACGCGGGCGGCGGCGGCGCGCGGGCGGCCCGAGGCGGGCGCGGUGGCGGCCGGGGCCGCGGCGGAGGCGGCGGCGGCGGCCGAGACCAGAACGGGCUGGCCAAGGGCGGCGGCGGAGGCGGCGGCGGCUACAACAGCUACGGCGGUUACGGGGGCUACGGCGCCUACGGAGGCGGCGGCGGCGGCGGCUCCUACGGCGGCAGCGACUACGGCAACGGCUUCGGCGGCUUCGGCAGCUACAGCCAGCACCAGUCCUCGUACGGGCCCAUGAAGAGCGGCGGUGGCGGCGGCGGCGGCAGCUGGGGCGGCCGCAGCAACAGUGGACCGUACAGAGGCGGAUACGGCGGCGGCGGCGGCGGCGGAUACGGCGGAGGCUCGUUCUAGAAGCCGAGUUCCGAACGAACGCCGGGCGGCGGCUGCGGCGGCGCCUCUUUCCCCCUCCCCCCUCCGCUCCCGGCCCAGGUGCCCUCGGGGGAGCCGCUUACCCUGGGGGGGGGCCGCGACCCCCCGUUUGCCUGCCUGUCUCCCUCUGAAGGUGGACUCGGCCCCACACACAUUUUUGUGUUACAGUCAUUGAUGGACUCUAUUUUUUUAUUAUUACUUGGACCUUGGUCGUUUUUAUACUAGCAAAAUGUCUUGUUUUAAUUUGUGU
This is a messenger RNA of Acomys russatus (golden spiny mouse), 1437 nucleotides long. It is a transcript of the gene Hnrnpa0, whose product is annotated as heterogeneous nuclear ribonucleoprotein A0. The coding region runs from base 249 to 1169 and encodes 306 amino acids. Gene Ontology annotation, molecular function: RNA binding. The record is from RefSeq and is a predicted model, not a curated record. NCBI's taxonomy places the organism in Eukaryota, Metazoa, Chordata, Mammalia, Rodentia, Muridae. The transcript has a single exon.